AUGUUUGUCUUUUCAUUUUUAGAAAAUAUUCCAUCUUAUCACACUGACCAUUCGAAGUCACAAGCUGAAGGAAACGGCUUAAAAGAAGCCGAGCAGGGCGCCGAGGCUAACUUCACAAUAACUACACGAGAUUCAGAAGGAAAACAGUUUUACAGCAAACAAGAACACGUGACCGUCACAAUCAGAUCUCGAACAGGGAAAGAAGAAGUAAAAACCGUAGACCUUAAAGAUGGCAACUACACAGUCUAUUACAAACCAAAGAGUGCUGGGCGACACGACGUUACGAUUGUGAUUAACGGAAGGCCGCUGACUGGUAGUCCUUGGAGAGUUAACGUGAAGCCACAUCAGUACAAAGUAGUCAAGUCGUGUGGGUCAAGUGGACUUGGAGAGGGAGAAUUUCAAUUACCGCGCAGUAUUGCAAAGAAUGAAAAAACAGGAGAAAUUAUUGUGGCAGAUAGGUUGAAUGGCCGCCUUCAGGUUUUUGAUGAAAAUCUGAAAUACCUCAGGACGAUAGGAGGUGAGACGGGAUCACCAACUGGUGCAGCUGUGAAGAUUCAUGAACCUUGGUCAGUAGCAGUCUCAAGGAAUGGUGAUUUGAUCGUCAUUGAUAAGGCUGGGCUUUCAAAACAAAUGCUUCUAAUCACUGAUGAUGGCCAGUUUAUCCAAAAGUUCACGGAGCUAGUAAUCAGUCCUCGGACUGUUUUUGUUACAAAUGAUAAUGGUAACGUGAUCGUGUGUGAUGAAGCUGACGGUAUAAUUAAGAUCCUUUCCUCAGACGGUGCACAAUUGCUACAGUGUUUCAGUGCCCCGUAUUACGACGAUAUACCCAGCUGUGUAUUUUGUCAUCAGGAAAAAGUCUUUGUGUCGUAUCCCAUUGCUAACUGUGUCAAGGUUUUCAAUAUGGAGGGUUUAUUUCUAUUUACUAUUGGCAGCAAGGGGUCUGGUGAAGGACAGUUGAAGUAUCCCAGGGACCUUGUUGUUGAUGCUUUUGAUAACCUGAUCGUCUGUGACAAUGGUAAUAGAAGACUGCAAAUGUUUACUCUGGAUGGUGAAUUUCUC
This is a messenger RNA of Pocillopora meandrina, 1059 nucleotides long. The record is from the annotation of a GenBank genome assembly. Lineage: Eukaryota; Metazoa; Cnidaria; Anthozoa; Scleractinia; Pocilloporidae.